UCCCUAAACUAUAGAUCUAGCUGCUCGCCUGUCUAUGCGGUCUGGUUCUAUGCGGUCUGGUUCUAUGCGGUCUGGUUCUAUGUGCUCUGGUUCUAUGUGGUGGCUGCUGUAUUGUUUUGAUUAGGAGCAUCAUCUUUGUCCAGCUACAGCUGCGGGUUAUCUGAUCUGAGAUCUCCCCUGUAGUCCUAGAGGUCAUGGAUGAGCAGACAGGCUCUCCUGGAGCCAAUACCGAAAACAACAGCCAGAGAAAUGGAGAUGAGAAGCCCCGACGUGGCAGCUGGACCAAGGGGAGGAAGAGGAAGAAGCCAAUGAAGGACAGCAACGCGCCCAAGGCCCCGCUAACGGGCUACGUUCGCUUCAUGAACGACAGACGGGAGCAGCUCCGGGCAGAGAGGCCAGACGUGCCCUUUCCAGAGAUUACGAGGAUGCUGGGCAACGAGUGGAGCAAGCUGCCCCCCGAGGACAAGCAGCGAUACUUGGAUGAGGCGGAGCGAGAUAAGGAGCGCUACAUGCGGGAGCUGGAGAAGUACCAGAAGACAGAAGCCUACAAACAUUUCACCAGGAAGGUCCAAGAGAAGCAGAAGGGCAAGCGGCACAGGGGAGAUGUUGGGCACCAGGUAGCCAACGAGGCUCUUCACGAGAAGGAUGGAGAAGGGAAGGACAGAACUGUGUUUGACAUACCAAUCUUCACAGAGGAGUUCCUCAACCACAGCAAAGCACGUGAAGCCGAGAUGCGGCAGCUGCGCAAGACCAACAUGGAGUACGAGGAGCGCAACGCAGCGCUGCAGAAGCACGUGGAGAGCAUGCGCGGGGCGGUGGAGAGGCUGGAGGGCGACGUGAUGCAAGAGAGGGGACGCAACGGGCUCCUGCACCAACACCUGGAGACCCUGCGCCAGGCGCUCACCUCCAGCUUCUCCUCCGUACCUCUGCCAGCCAGUGGAGAGACGCCCACUCUCGACAGCAUCGACUCCUACAUGAAGAAGCUCCACAGCAUCAUCGUCAGCAGCCCCCAAGAACACGAGAGUCUCAUCAACACUGUGAGAGACGUGGUCAACCGCUUGGACAGAUAAUUGGACCAAGUCGCUCUGAUUUGAUGGAUUGAGAUUCACAGCGACGUUCAGUAGAGAGGCUGCUUCCUGUCGGUCUGUCAUCCCAAUUGUUUCUGAAAACAUCUUUUAUUACUCUGCUAAGGAGAUGUAGCGUCUCUUAUUUAUUUAUUAUUGUUUUACAUUCUCUGUUCACACUUUAACAUAGCUGUAGUUUGUUUUAUACAAUAAUCAAAUGUUAGGACAUGAAACGGUUUUGUGUCACUCGUUGCUUCUGUUGUCUUCUCUGUCCUUUUAUAGCAAAAUGCCUCCAUAUCUAAAGCAUUAUCAAACAUGUUCUGAUCAAAGAAAAAAUGUGUCAGUGGGUUUGUAUUUACCACACAUCCAAGAAAUACUGUUGAGCAGCUUUUUUCCUUUUUCUUACUCUGUUGAAGAAAAACAUGUGCCAUUUAUUUUGUUUCCUGUGUGAAAAAAAAGUGUUUGUGUUUUCAAUAAACGUAUUUACAUUUGA
Messenger RNA from Sebastes umbrosus (honeycomb rockfish), 1557 nucleotides. RefSeq names its product high mobility group 20A (gene hmg20a). NCBI's taxonomy places the organism in Eukaryota, Metazoa, Chordata, Actinopteri, Perciformes, Sebastidae. The record is from RefSeq and is a predicted model, not a curated record. The transcript has 9 exons. Gene Ontology annotation, biological process: regulation of gene expression. Gene Ontology annotation, cellular component: nucleus. Bases 195 to 1070 code for a protein of 291 amino acids.